GGUACCACCAUGUUUAAUCUAUACCAAACAAUGAACAAACAUAAUGAGGAGAAAGAUAAAAAAGAACCGGAUGUAAUUGGACAUGAUCGAUUUUGUCAAGAGCGUCCAUCACGCUCCAGUUAUCGUAAAAAGAAACGUGUUACAAGGCGUGCACAAUCCGCAGCAGAACUAAAUCAAGCUGCUGUUGCAACAGCAAAUAAACGUACAGCAUUUAAAACACGCUCUGCAAGUACGGAAAAUGAAGACAGUGAGGAACAGAAUGAACGUACACCGUUAGUUGCACAUUCGUUAGCACGAUUAUUAUUUAGUCGUUCGUUAGGGUCCAGUAAAAAUUCUCCAACACAAGAAUCAAAUACAAAUACUAAGCAUGGUGGACGAUAUCAAUAUACCGCAUUAGAAGUGGAAAACAGCUCGCAAGGAGAACGUGUUGAACUAGAACGUAAAGCACGCGAACAUGCAUUAAAAAUAUGUCAACAAUAUUUAAUAACAAAUCCACGAUACGAAUUAAUACAUCAUUUAAAUGAUAUUGGCUCACGUGUUGAUAAGCAAUGGUUUGUGGUCAAAGAUUCCUCGGUGAAAACGGAACGUUUAUUAACGCUCGUACCAAAAGGACAAUGUUGUCCAAUUGAUUGUAAUCAAGAUACACGUGAAAUUAUUUUAGAAUUAUUUCGGACAUUACAGCAUCCGUAUAUUUAUCCGGUACUAGAUUUGGAGUUUACUGAAACGGCGGAUGAUAUUUAUGCGGUUUUGGUAAUGCCAUUUAAUAGUAAAGGCAGUCUAAAGGAUUUAAUUUAUCGUAGUUCUUGGCAAAAUGAUUGGACACUAAAAUAUGGUGAACGAGGUGAUGGUCUCCCAUUAUCACAAGUACAACGACUCGGCCGUCAAAUUUUGGAAGCCCUACUAUUUUUAAAGGAUCGAGGAUUUCCACCAUACGGUCAUCUACAUUCUGGCAAUAUAAUUUUACAAAAUGGUGUAGCACGAUUAGCUGGUUUAGAAAAUACUUUAUUAGGUUUUACGUCCCGAAUACAUCCUGUUGUUUGGACACGAGCUCGAGUAGUUCCUGCAGCAGUUGAUACAAUAUGUUUUGGUCAUGUGUUAUUUGAAAUGACAGCUGGAUAUGAGCUUACAAUACCUCAACCAACACAAGGGCAUUUACAGUUAGAUUUAGAACGGUAUCCACAAGUUGUCGAAGUACUGGAGCUGAUAUUUCAACAUCCCGAUGGACGAUAUCCAACAAUUGAGGAACUCUUAUUGUGUGAUUUAUUUCGUAAUAUUGAUUUACGAGAAAUGCGUGGUUCAAGUGUACCAGUAUUCCAUCAUCGGUUAGCAUCACCAACAAAAGCUCUAUUGGCAGAGAUUAAGCGUGCGCAAUUUGGUACUCGACCUAGGCGAACAUUAUCAGCAUCUACCAGUGAUUGUUCAACACCACCACCAAGAGAACGAAGAGAAGAAACAGCAUCCUCAUCUGAAAUGGACACUCAAACAACAUCAGGAACAAAUAAUACAAACACAACAGCAUCAGCAACAAUCAAUAGUGAACAAACAAUACAACAAAAUACCGAUGAUGAAAUAUUAACCGUUAACGAUUCACGAUUAAAUCAAAAAACUUUUGCAGAUGAUAUUGACUCAAUAUUUACAACAGCACCAGAAAAACAUCGAAAUUUAUUAUUACAUACAAACAUGUACCAUGACGAAUGUUGUAGUAUUACGUCAUCGGAUACACAAUGUUUAAUUCGGUAGCCAUCAUUUUAAAAAAAAUGUCAUCGUUUCAGUUUUAGGCAUUUCCUUCAUUGAUGCAACUCGACUGUAUUCCGACUUAAAAAAAGGGUAGCAUAAAUAUUGGACGAGACUUCAAAAUGGGACACACUUAAUUGGACUGAAUCUCUUCAACUGAUGCGACUGCAACUUUUGUUAAACUCGAUUCAAUAGAUAAAGAAAACCAACGAAAUUUUCGUACAACCUUUGAACAAGUUGGGUUGCAAUUGGAUUAAAUCAAUGGACAAAAGGCCUAUUUCUGGUAUUUUCAUUAAAAUAAUAAUGUGCCAAAAAAUAUUGAUAUUUUCUAUACAAAUUAAAUGUCGUUUAUAUAACUUAAGCCUCUAACCCCCACCCAAGACCACAUUUUUAGUUAACGAGUGAACUGAUACAAAAAAAGCUCGACUUUGAAUGUCAAUUAAAUAAAAUUAAGUGUGAUUAGAAACGUUGUUGGAUCAAGAGUUUUUGUGUGAAAACCGCUUAUUUUUUUUGUUAUGAUGAAACGCUAUGUACAAAUUUUUCAUAAUUACUUGCUUUAGGUUUAUAAUUGUUGUGCUUAAAUGCAAAAGAAAAAUAAUCUUGACAUGGUGACUAUGCGAUUUUCAUAUUUUUUCAGCGAAAAUAACUAUAUCAGGGAUGGUGAUAGGAUGCGAAACAAUAUUUUGGGCACGCCACCGAUCACAAAGUUCUCCAUAUUAGUAAAAAUGACAAUAACAAAGUUUUGGAAACAUGGAAUUCGUUACCAGACACAUAUAACUGUUUGAAGAAGCUGGCUCAUGCUAUUUAAACAUAUUUUCAUCUACCUAUACCUGCGAGUCAUUAUUUUCAAAGAUAAAGACUCGGUUAGGAACCGUUUGACGAAUGACUCCCACUCAGCAAACCUUCUGUUAAAAGUAAACAAGCUUAAUAUAAGUUAUCUUCAUAUAACACAUAACUCGAACAGACUGCGUUGCAU
Messenger RNA from Chrysoperla carnea, 2710 nucleotides. RefSeq names its product slowpoke-binding protein (gene Slob). Lineage: Eukaryota; Metazoa; Arthropoda; Insecta; Neuroptera; Chrysopidae. The record is from RefSeq and is a predicted model, not a curated record. The transcript is spliced from 4 exons. The coding region runs from base 10 to 1740 and encodes 576 amino acids.